Molecule: messenger RNA, 786 nt
Organism: Marmota flaviventris (yellow-bellied marmot)
Lineage: Eukaryota; Metazoa; Chordata; Mammalia; Rodentia; Sciuridae
Source: RefSeq, a predicted model, not a curated record
AUGAUCCCAGGCACCGUGGAAGAAAAGGAAGUGUCUACUGCUGCAAUUUUGAGUACUCCCCAGAGUCCUCAGAGUCCCUUUUCUUCCUCCACUUCAUACACCAAAGUAGAAGUAGAAUCCAGCAGCCAAGAAGUUGAGGAUAGUGAAUCUCCCCUUAGAGAUGUGCUAGACAAGAAAGUGGGUGAGUUAGUACAGUUUGUCCUCUUCAAGUAUAAAUCCAAGGAGCUCACCACAAAGGCAGAAAUACUAAAAAUUAUCAUCAAGGAAUAUAAAGACCACUUUCCUAUGAUUAUGAGGCAAGUUUGUAAGUUCAUGGAGCUAGUCUUUGGCAUUGCUGUGACAGAAGUGGACCCUAACAACCACAUUUAUAUCAUAUAUGACACACUAGACCUCACCUAUCAUGGAAUGCUAAAUGAUGACCAGGGCAUGCCUAAGACUGGUCUCCUGAUACUUAUCCUGAGUACCAUCUUUAUGGAGGGCAGCUGCACCACUGAGGAGAAAAUCUGGGAGGUACUGAAGGCAAUUGAGGUGUAUGCUGGAAAGGAGCAUUUCAUCUAUGGGGAUACUAGGAAGCUCAUUACCAAAGAGUGGGUGCAAAAAAAAUAUUUGGAAUACCAUCAGGUGCCCAAUAGUGAUCCUGUAUGCUAUGAGUUCAAGUGGGGUUCAAGAGCCCAUACUGAAACCAAUAAGAAAAAAAUUGGAGUUUUUGACCAAGCUAAAAGAUACCAUCCCUGGUUCAUUUCCAACCUGGUACAAAGAGGCUCUGAGAGUUGUGGGAGAGCCUAG